Coccinella septempunctata (seven-spotted ladybird) is the source of this 2737-nucleotide messenger RNA. Its product is annotated as MICOS complex subunit Mic60. The transcript has 8 exons. Gene Ontology annotation, cellular component: MICOS complex. The record is from RefSeq and is a predicted model, not a curated record. Gene Ontology annotation, biological process: cristae formation. Bases 243 to 2378 code for a protein of 711 amino acids. NCBI's taxonomy places the organism in Eukaryota, Metazoa, Arthropoda, Insecta, Coleoptera, Coccinellidae.
ACAAAUGAAAUUUCAUCAAAAAAUAGUCUGUGACACGCAAUUAAUUAGCCUCUGAGCCUUUAAUAUUCCCAUUUUAACAUUUGCGAACUAAAACGUCAAAAUCCCUCUUGAUCUGCCAAAAAAGACGUAACCACCAACCAAAAAUCCGAUCAUUAGGUUCAUAAAGUUAUGACUUCUGUAACAUUACCCUCUUCCCCCAAAACAAGGUGAAUUUAUUCGUAUCCCCUCAUUUCAUAGCCAAAAUGUUUAAAAUUAUAUCAAGAAAAUUCAGUCCUCAGAAAAUUCCAAUUCUGAAAUUCAAGUGUGAACCCUCAAACAGGAUAUACACAAGAUCUUACAGCAACAGUAAUCGUGAUUUAUGUCCGCCACCAAAGAAAAAACAGAAACCAGCUACUGGAACACUUUAUACCAUAGGAGCCGUUGCUCUCAUAGGUGGGGGUACAUUAACAUACGCAAAAUAUAAUGAUGAAUUCAGGGAUGCUCUGGUGUGUAGUGCACCAUUUUUGGAUGACGUCUUGAAAGUUAUAUAUUUAGAAGAAGAUUUGAGUGAAGCGAUGGGUAAGGCAUAUCGGAGUAUCAAGCAAGGUAUAGGUAAUGUAAUAUCUGGCAAAAAGGAUAAGAAUUCUGCUGAAAUAUCUGUGAAAGAGGAAUUCAAAGCUCCUCCAACAAUAUUGCCACGUUUGGAAGAAGGUAAAGUUCCAGAUGAUAACUUCCAAGAAUUAAGGAUUGAGAAUCAAACUGACACUGGUGAAACUGAAGUCGAAAUAGGUGGUGUAGUGAAACCAAAGGUAGAAGAUUUACCAGAAACUGAUACACGAAAUUUACGUCAGUUGGAGCAAGAUUUGACUGAAGCUUGUGCAGAUGCUGUGAAUUCAUACAAUAGAGCUUUGUACAACUUGAAAAAAUUCAAUCAAGAAGUUGAAUGUCUGGUAGAAGAAUCCAUAGAUAAAAUAACUGUUGAUACUUGGUCAUCUAUUAAGUCUAAAUCCCGAGAAAAAGAUAAAUCAUUGAAAGAAGCCCAGGAGAAAGCAGAUGAAGCUAUGGCUAAAGCAAAUAAAAUGGAAAAGUUAGUUCAAGAACCAGAAUUCGAAGCUAGAGAUGUCAGUAGGGAAAUUCUCUUAACCAACAUCAAACAAAUCAAGAAAAACAUCGAAGACUCUAAAAAGGAAUUGUACAGAGAAACAAAGAUGGGAAGUAUAGCUUAUAAAUACUGGGAACAAGUUCAGAAGGCUAGACAGCAUUUCAGUGAGGAAUUGGAAUCUUUGUUCCCUACAGUUGACCUGCAGAGUAGAGAAUUGAAGAUACAUGGAGAAGAUUUGGACUUAUUCUUGAUGCAUGCAUACUCUCAUGUGCUGUACUACCAAAAAGAGUUGGCCAAGGCAGAAACUCUGGCUCAAGAUAAGUUGCAGAGGGCAGUGGAUGCUGCGCAAAAGGGAGGUGGGGAGGCACUCACAACGGCUCAGAUUUGUGAGGCUUUGGAACAAGAGAAGAGAAAAAUAACUUUGUGUUAUCAAAAACAGUGCUUGAAAUUGAGAAAAGAAUCCGAGUGCUAUCUGAGGGAACAGUUGAAACGUCAAUCCCAGGCAUUUGCUGAUCACUUAGAAGAAGCUUUGCGGCAGAAAGAAAAAGAAAUCGAUCGAAACUUAGCUAGAAAAUUCGAUGAGAAAUUAGAAGAAGAGAAAUGCAGGUUUAAGAUGCAACUCGCUGCCAUGAUCGGAAGGCUCAGAGGUUUAGAUCGUACCAUGAAAAUAAGAGAAAUGGCUGAUGAGGAAGCUAAGAAAUCCCAAGUUUUGUGGGCGGCUUGUCAGGCUCUUCUGAGAGCGUUAAGAUCGACCUGUCCCGGCUUACCUUGGCAAACCCAGCUUAGACCGCUUACACCUGAGUUGAAUGCGGUAGAAAAAUCAGCAGCCGAACAAGACGAACUAGUCAAGGCAGUUCUGCAAGCCAUUCCUUUCGAAGCAAGAGAAAGGGGUAUUUUUCCCGAAGAUGCUUUAAGAGAGCGUUUCCUCAAGGUAGAAAAAGUUUGUCGGAUGGUAGCUUUGGUGCCAGCUGAAGGUGCUGCUUUGCCGAUCUAUAUAUUGUCCUAUAUCCAGUCGCUUCUCCUAUUGAAAGCCCCUAGUCCAAUACCCCAAGCAGAAUUGAACAAUGAGGAGACCGAUUUUUCAGAGUUGUCAACUAACGAUAUCCUUCAGAGAGCUAGAUAUUGGUUGGACAGAGGCAACUUUCUGCAAACUUUGAAGUAUAUGAAUCUUCUAAAAGGUGCUUCGCGCAGUGUAGCUAGGCAAUGGAUGAACGAAGCUAGAAUCCUUCUAGAAACUCAACAGGCUGCCAACACUUUGAUGGCUCACGCUGCAUCCAGUGGUCUGAUGUAUUUAUAGAUUGAGUGUAUAAAAUUUCAAUUAAAAAUUGGCAAUUGGAAUAUUUCUUUGUGAAUCGUAAGAUCCUAUUUACUAUAAUUUUUCAUAGAUUUACACUAUCGAUAUUUUACAUUUUACCAUAAAUUCUUGGUUUUUACUGUGCUUUUUUUUGUUGAAUCAAUUUUAGGAAAUUUUUCUAACAAUUAUAUUAUUAAGAAUUUUUCAAGACUGCUUAUGGUAGUAGCAACAGUUGUGUAAAUUUAUCCAGUUAAUAAAUCAGUGAAUUAAAUAUUUUUCUUUAUAAUUUAGGAAAGAAUUCCCUAGCAAUAAUGUUCUUUUUUUAAGGCUGCUAAAAAGUGAGUACACAUAAUAAAUACUUC